Lathyrus sativus (Indian pea) is the source of this 450-nucleotide messenger RNA. The record is from the annotation of a GenBank genome assembly. Lineage: Eukaryota; Viridiplantae; Streptophyta; Magnoliopsida; Fabales; Fabaceae.
AUGUCUUCAUCAAUUCCAGUUCAUGCAUCCUCAUCUACACCACCAAAAGUUCAAAAAAAUGUUCCUGGAAGCAUAACUGAUAUUGCUUGGAAGCAUGGUGUCUCUGUUGAUGGAGGAACACGAAAAAUCAGAUGCAAUUAUUGUUCAAAGGAAGUAAUCGGAGGAGUGUACAGGCUGAAACAUCAUUUAGCUUGUACACAGAUAAACGUUGGUGCGUGUAAAUCUGUACAUGAUGAUGUUAAAUUCCAAAUGUGGCAGAUUUUAAAGUCUCUGCAAAACAAUUUGCUAAAAAAAACAGAGGAUACAAAUGAAAUAGUAACAGGAAAGAGGCCAUUGGAGGAUGAUGAUAAUGUUGCGCCUGCAAAAAAAAUUUACGAAGAAGGGCAUGAAUACGCAAUCCACCAUCAACUCCAUCUUCAAAAAGAAUUUGAGAGAAGAAACAUGUCUUGA